GGCGGUACUGGCGUAGACACUGAUGUUGGCGGCGGCGGUACUGGAGUAGAGACUGAUGUUGGCGGCAGUACUGGAGUAGAGACUGAUGUUGGCCGCGGUACUGGAGUAGAGACUGAUGUUGGCGGCGGUACAGGAAUAGAUACUGGUGUUGGUGGCGGUACUGGAAUAGGCAUCGGUGUUGGCGGAGGAACUGCAUUAGGUAAUGUUGGCGGCGGUACUGGAUUAAAUACUGGUGAUUGCGGCGGUUCUACAUUGGAUGGUGUUUCUUUACUUCCUGUCGUUAACGCCUGUAUACGGCAAAUCACGGUAGCCUAAAAAUAAGCAAAGAAUUACCGUAACAAUAAGUAUUUUGUUCGACAUUUUAACAACUCCGACAUGAUCAUUGCAAUUGUUGUAAGCAUUGUAAUUAUAAUGAUAGUAAGCUUUAUGGACUCGGGAAACAUUACUGUAUGCUGUAUUUCAUUCAUCAUAGAAUAUACAAUCUAGUAAUCUAAAUUACCUCUUCUCUACACUUCUUCUUCUUCUUUUUCAUUGUCGGUUCGGCUGUAUUUUCUUUUGCUUUGGCAGAGGAGCUUAUUUUUCUCUUCGUUUGGCCUGAACAUGUCGGUUUAUCAGUGAAUCGAUGGGCGUUUUCUGGUGCUUUGAUGAAAUCUGCUUGUUGUUGGCGAAGAUUGCUCUCACUAUCUACAAGUAAAAAAUAGAUUAGUUUUAAUGAUUUGUUCACCUGGAAGAAAAUCAACAUAUCACUCUUGAUCAAAUUAAACAUAUAACUCAAUCAAGGUACUUACCAUGGGCUCCGAUUAUCUCUGCUUCGAUGAAGUCUCCGUCGUAAUUUACUUUAACAAUGCUGCCAAUGGCAGUGUCACC
This is a messenger RNA of Exaiptasia diaphana, 867 nucleotides long. Its product is annotated as glycine-rich cell wall structural protein 1-like. The annotation marks the transcript as partial. The transcript has a single exon. NCBI's taxonomy places the organism in Eukaryota, Metazoa, Cnidaria, Anthozoa, Actiniaria, Aiptasiidae. The record is from RefSeq and is a predicted model, not a curated record.